ACGCACCAGAAGUCAAGAGACACGCCGAGCAAUAAAUCCACGUGAACGAGUGGCUCAAGGUGGUGCUCCCCAAGUUGCCAAUUUCCCCAGAUUCGUCGACAGUUCUUUUUGGGUGUUCCAACAGAAGAGGUUUCUUGGUGGAUGGAUAUGAUGACAGCUACGUGGAUGCUGUGCCUUGCUCUCUGCUCCACGGCGAUGGCGAUGGAGGAGGAAUCGGGCAGUGGACUGUUCAACGUCACCGCGAGUCCCUCGGAUACGGAAGCUUCUCCAAAACUGCCCAGCGAAGUGCAGAAAGCGGUUUGCACUGUGACUGCGGGUGAGGUGAAGGCGUCUGCCGAGGCUGUCACCACAAAAACCCUUAAGGGAGUGUGUGGAUCAGGUGGGUGGUCAGUGGUCUCUUGCCCGUUUGAUCUUGAAAUUAUUUGUGGUUUGUGUGCAGAUGAAAUGAACAUGGCCUUCCGGAGUCUGGAGAACAAGCUCUACGAAGAGCUUCGUGUAAUGAAACUGAUUUUGGUGCACUUGGCCAAGGCGAAUGGACUUAAGCUCAAUACAGCCUUUUCCACAUCUCUGCCCUCUCCACCUCCGACUGUGAGGCCAAUCACCAGCGCUGCGUUGCCGCCAAUCUUCAAGCCAAUCGAUCCUCCCAAGAAGCUUUCCAAUUCAACCAAUUCGAAAGCCGAGGAGAACGAAGUUGCUCCAGACUUCGGACUCAAGAAGAAUCCUACUCUGAAAAACUUGGAGACGAACGCAAAUCUUGGAGCUCGGGAAACGGAAGUCGAUAAGUUUAAUAACACUGUACUGGCCGAUCAGGAUGUAAAGUUGUUCACUUACUAUUGGAAGCUGGAGAACGUUACGGAACUAAUCAAAGCACCUAAAUUGGCCACUGUCAGUAGUCCGAUAUUCAGCUUUAAAGGCAAGUCCCUGCAACUAAAGUGCACUUUCCAUCACAUGAAUCGCGAGCUGCUGAACCUGCAACUGGGAUACGGCGUCUUUAACCCGAAAUCUAAAACUGGCCAAAGCAACAACAUCUUGUUAGAAAUGGACGGAAUUUUCCAGAACACUAAGUGGACCGAAGAUAUCCAGCUGAAGCACAAAAUUUCCAUACUGGAUCAAAGUCACACCCACCGAAGAACGCAAGAUCUCAGUUCACAGGUGCUGAACAAGCUGGACAUGGGCUUCUCCAUCCCGAACAGCGUGCUCCUCGGUAGCUCUUACAUCAAGCAGAACGCGCUGUUGAUCCAGAUUCUUUUAUAUUUGUGAAUGACAGAACAAUGUUUU
Messenger RNA from Drosophila mauritiana, 1278 nucleotides. RefSeq lists its product as uncharacterized. Lineage: Eukaryota; Metazoa; Arthropoda; Insecta; Diptera; Drosophilidae. The transcript has 2 exons. The record is from RefSeq and is a predicted model, not a curated record. The coding region runs from base 142 to 1260 and encodes 372 amino acids.